UAUCCGUAACCGAAUCGACUGUGUACUGCACAACACGGUGGUGUCGCGUAUUUUCGAAAUAUCACGGAUCGCGACUCAUCGUUAUCCGUGGAAAUUCGUUUUCCAAGUGUUGGUGGUCGAAGCGUUGCGCCGCGCUGCGUCUCGCGCUCCUUCACUCAAUUUGCAUCGUAUUCAAGCGCGUCAUCGGGCCACGAUAAAGUAAAACGCGAGUGGAAAUGUCAUCCGAGGUAUCGGGCGCCAAAAGGGGUACAUUAAAGAGGAUGUGCCGCGCGCCAAAAUCGUAAAACUUUUACGAGUGCCAGGCGAGAGGAGAGAGAGAGAGAGAGAGAGAGAGAGAGAGAGAGAGAGAGAGAUCGUAUGAUGAUGCCGUUUUUCUAGGAGGAUCAAACCUUCCGCCCUCGCCCUCGUUCUCAACGAUCACCAUCCACCUCGGUAUCUGGAGCUCGUCCUGAGUCUCCCUCGUUUACUCGCGCAACGAUUUCGGCGAGUAAUCGGAAAGAAAACGUCGAAGUGAACGACUUUGCGGAAAAGUUUGUACAUGGAAAUAAAUUUCGCAAUUGAAAUAUACGCACGAAAGCACUAGUUGCGAGUAUGAGGAAGGAAGAGGGCCAAUAUAUCCUCACAGUGUGAGAUCGGCGUUAAGAUCUCGCGAGUAUACACGUUAAACUAUGUAGUUACAAACUCCGCGAGAUGAAUCGCGGGUGAAGUUCCAUGAGAAGUAAAUAAUGUACGUGUAAACUUUUCCCACCAUCUUUCGCGCAUUGGGAGGGGUGAUAGUUGCGAAUAUUCCGUAGGGAUUUUUAUUACAGCGGCGCCGCCGUUAUUCAAACUAAUGAGACCGGCAGACUGGCAUUAAAAGAUAUCCAGUCGUUCGUAAUUUUAUUCGUAAAAAUUAUUAACGCCUCGAUAUUGAGUGGAUAUAACUUUGCUUUCUGUUUUAUUUAACAAACCCAAUGCACCAACUUUUAACAGCUCGCAGAAAAACUCAGAAAAUCUGCUUUUCGCAGACCAUUCAAGCUCUUCUUUUUUCCAAAACCCCUCGGAGCGGUCUAGUGUAUCCUCCACUUCAUCCAUGCAAACAUUCACGCGAAAUACUCCACGCUUCAAUGGGGAGAGAUAUUCCACGGGGAGAUGCCGUGUCCAGAUUGAUAGGACAUUCGAACAGUGAACUAUUCGCACGGUGGGACGUUCGGAGGAUGACGGCGAUUCGGACAAUGGCGGUACCGCUGUAUUAUACAGGUAAACAAUAGUCAUUGGAUACGCGGUGUGUUGCUCGUUUGCCAGACGGAACGGUGAUCGCGUUACCUUCAAGCUUGACAAUCUUUUCCUGUUGUUGCUGUGAACGAUUCCGAAAGUCUUCCGCGCUUGCUGACGCAAGAGUAUUCUUUCGAGUGGUGAUCUCAAAUAUAGUCCCGCUUGUUCUCGCCGCAAAUCGCAACAACAAGACUAAUUAACAGAUUUCCUACUUCUUAGGAAUCUCUCCUAAUAGCCCACCCACAUACACUGAACUUCCCGUUCAGGCCGUCUGACUCCAAAACAAAACAUAAUUAUGAUUCCAAAACGAAACACAGUCAUUUUAGAAUGACACAGAUUAUUCGACAAAUAAAAUUUGGUUCAUAAUAUGACAAUGUGAGUCAUAAAUCACGUAAAAUUCGUUCGGCACGGAACGCGUUAAAAAAUUUAUUCAUCAGGUAUGUAAUUUCAGUGGCGGAACCAAAAGAGCUACUCAUAGAUUCAGUAUUUAUCGGACAAAAUUGCGUUUUUAUAUAUUUAUCUCACUAUCUAAAUAAUAAAUAUCAAUUUGGAACUAAUUUCAUGAUAUUACAUUUCCAUGUUUUACUCAGUACAAUGCUACUCGAAGCAUAAAAUACCCGUUUUCUGACCUACAAUCGACCAUUAACGACGAAAACAGUGUAGUGAGUACAAUUCUUUCUUCCAUGCCGCGUUUCUUAAUAUGUAACACUUAUAACGGUAAGUUUUCUUAUCUGGAUGGUAUCAUCUUUGAUAAAAUUACAUUGGAGUAAUGGUUAUCUGUAUUGUUUCUAUCGUAAGGAUGUGCAAGAUCGCGAUAUUCAAUAUUAAAUUUCUCACGUACAACGCAGAUAAGUCGCAUGAAACUUUAACUACAAAUUUGUUGCGAUAAAUGUUAUGCAAAAUUUUUGCAUGAUUUUAAGCAUUUUGCAAAUUUUAGGUGAGUAAUUUUCUUAAACAACAAUUAGUGAGUCAACUGAUAGCGACGAAAUCGGCCCGCAAAGAGAGUAUCCUCUCCACGUGCGAGAGGAGAGAACGAAACAAUACCGCAAACGACGCUGCCGCUACACGCUUCGUUACGUUACGGAAAGUAAAAUUCCGUCCGACUCGGUGAACGAUCCUCGUGAAUAAUGUAUCGAGAAAGAAGGCUUGUUCCUCGAACGAUCCCGGCCAAGUCUCUUUAAAUUAACCGCUCGUUUUCCCUCUCUCUCUCUCUUUCUCUGCUCGAACGUUUCACGUCUGGAUUUACAUCCGGCCGGCAUUAUCGGUCCUAUGUGUGCGAUCGCUGCGAUUUAGCAUGUAAUUAGAAAGAUGUUCUUUUUUCUUUCAUCUCGGGUCAUCGUAAAUGGAUGGAAGUGCGAACCGAUAGGUUAACGGGUAGAGAAAAUACGCGUUAGGCGAGCCCCGUGAGUAAACGCAGCUGUUUUCACACGUGAGAAGAAUUAUGCUUCCCAAAAUCUGUUACGAUCGGAGCGAUAUAUUGGUAUUUGCGGUAUUUGCGGUAGCUAUUUUAAACGUCCACCUGCAUUUCAUUAACAAUAUCGAUUAUUCCAUUGCCGUUUGUUCGAGGAAGAAAAAUUUGCCUUAUUUAUAGAAUAAGCCAAUAGAUAGAUAAGCAGACAGAUGAAAAUGACAUAGAAAAAGAAAAAGCAAAUAAUGCGCUCGAGGUGGAGAAUGUUAGCUAGAAGGAGAAGGGAAGAGAAGUUUAUCGCGUAUCGAGAAUUCCCUAGAGAGAAAAUAAAGUACACAUAGCAGAAGAAAAUAUUAAAAAAAAAUAUAUAAGAAUAAAAAUGUAUUGCACGGAAUAGUUAGAACGAAAUCGACUGAAAUAUCGUGAAUGCGAGCGCAAUGAAAGAAAACACAGUGGAGUUACGCGUGCCAAGUGAGAAGGAAAAUAAAUAAAUUUGAAAAAGCAGAGGAAGCGAAUAAGCUAAAUUAUUAGCCACAGUAUAUUCGCUUCUUGAUCUCCGGAAGAUUUACGUUAGCACGUUUCCCACAUAGAGUUCUCUCGAGAAAAAUGUCGAUACUUCCUCUCCUUUCUCAGAUCGCGCGCUGCUCGCAGAUUCGCACAAUUCAACCUCGAAUCGUCGAUUGCGACCGAGUCGCUGCUUUUAACUGAAUUGUAUCUUCGUUUUUCGACUGUCGGACAAAGCGUCGUUGGGUCUUGGCUUUCAAGUCAGUGCCUCAAGCGAAAAGAAAAAGAAAGAAAUAACAGCAGAGAGAAAGAGAGUGAGGGACAGACUGUUGGCGUUUUACCGGGAAAGGUGAACGACACUGCCUGCUGCGAGGUGGAGACUUGUAUUUCGUACAACCACCGGUUUGACGUUGAAAGACCGGCGCCGCAGAUUUGUGGGUCAACCGGUAGACAAGAAGAGAGGAGGAAGGACGUUUGUUUCUGUUGUAGUCGCGACCAUGUACGAAAAAUUUAAAUCCCACACCACAGUGGGCACUGAAGUAGGGGAAAUUUUCCAGUGUCGUUCACCUUGUUUUCGAAAAUAAGGAAUCAUUAUCCUUGAAAAACGCAGAGAGAGAGAGGGAGAGAAAUAACCGCGAAAAAUUGUCCAUCUGACCGCGGAAUAUCGAAUAUAUUUAAAUGCUUGAUCGCGACUAUAUAUUUAGAGGAUUUAAAUAUGCAUAUAAUAUAUCGUGUGAUCGUUCAAACAUGGAAAAUAUUCAAAUGUACACGAGUAUUGCAGCGGCCGCUCUUUCUCACCUGCCAUUUUUUCAAUGACGACAGGGACUGUCGCGAUGCGAGCAGGGUAUAAGUGGAAAUGGCAAAAACGCCGAAAUUCUCGAGUCCUCCGACUCCGACCGCUUCUCUUUCUCGCGCCAACAUACCUCGCAGUUGCGUGGAAGAAUGCUCGCCGUCGGCCGACAGUGAAGAUCUCGCCUGUUCUUAUCUCGUACGCGAGUGUCGUUCGCACGUUGCCGAUCACGCCGGUCAAUCCCGCGUUCUCGCGCGCGCCGAAUUGAGGUGGCCAUAGCUCUUUUUCGAACCCUAUCGACCCGCCAUGUUGACUUUUAGUUCGCCCUGGCGCGACUUCCUUCAGAUGGCGGUGUUGCGAGCGCGUGAAAGUCCUCGUGAGAGGGGAGGUUCCGGUUAACGAGCUAGCCGAGCACAAUCAUCCUUCCGGCGGAGGAUAAGAGCACGUCAAAUCGCGGAGGAGGAAACCGCGAGUUGCCGUGAGCUGGCACUCUCGAGACGCACUUCGCGCAGUGAAUAUGGACUCUUCCAAGUCCGAUCCGUUCACAUAUAUUAAAAUUAAUUCCAUGGAGAAAAUAAUUAAUGAGUGUGAACAAAGCAAGCAAGCAGUCGAAAAGCAGCGAAAUGAAAAGAAACUUAACGAGAAAACUGACGAGAAAACUGACGAGAAAACUGACAAAGAAACUAACAAGAAAACUGACUUCCAUAGUUGCUGCGCGACCAUGGAAAAUUAUGUGCGUGGAUACGAUUUUCGUAUGCGUCGCAUCUAUCAUGUUAGUACGUGCGGCGUGGUUGUUUUCCGUAUAUUUUCCUUCUGGUUGCUUUACAUCGACCCCGCUUUCUUCCUCUAAACAUCAAGAUUCAUCAUUCAACAUGGGCCCUUCUUAAGAAGAUUCCUUGU
Messenger RNA from Odontomachus brunneus, 4856 nucleotides. RefSeq lists its product as uncharacterized. NCBI's taxonomy places the organism in Eukaryota, Metazoa, Arthropoda, Insecta, Hymenoptera, Formicidae. The record is from RefSeq and is a predicted model, not a curated record. The transcript has 3 exons. Bases 4474 to 4806 code for a protein of 110 amino acids.